GUCAUGUGGGAAGGCCAUGGGUACAUCUGGUACGGCUACGAAGUGGAAGGUCUGGAGAACAUUCCCGACAGUGGACCAGCGUUGCUCGUCUACUACCACGGUGCCAUUCCAAUUGAUUACUACUACCUCUCGGCGAGGUGCAUCAUCGCCAAAAAGCGUCUCAUCUACUCUGUCGGUGAUCGAUUUCUCUUUAUGAUACCCGGCUGGACGCGUCUGAUGGAAGUUCUAAAAGUCUUUCCAGGCUCAGUGAGCACCUGCGUGAAGGUGCUGAAUGAGGGCAACUUGCUGGCAAUAUCGCCCGGAGGUGUCAGAGAAGCUCAAUUUGGGACGGAGUACUACGAGUUGGUUUGGUCAGGUCGCGUUGGCUUUGCAAAGGUCGCCAAGCAGGCUCAAGUGCCCAUCAUUCCCAUCUUCACGCAGAAUAUUCGGGAGGCCUUUCGCACUGUUCAGCUCGGGCAGGGCUUCUUCCGGUGGCUGUACGACAAGUACCGCCUCCCACUGGCCGCCAUCUACGGCGGCUUUCCCGUCAAGCUGACGACCUACAUUGGCAAGCCCAUCAUGGUGGACCCAGAUUGGACUCCCGAGGAGAUCUCCCUUAAGGCGUCUAGUGCAAUUGAAGAGCUUAUUCAACAGCAUCAAAUCAUUCCCGGGCAGAUUAUUCGCGCAAUGGUGCAACGAGUUUAUACGUUCCCCAAAAAGUCUGAGUAG
Molecule: messenger RNA, 708 nt
Organism: Rhagoletis zephyria (snowberry fruit fly)
Lineage: Eukaryota; Metazoa; Arthropoda; Insecta; Diptera; Tephritidae
Source: RefSeq, a predicted model, not a curated record